This is a messenger RNA of Trichobilharzia regenti, 410 nucleotides long. The record is from the annotation of a GenBank genome assembly. Lineage: Eukaryota; Metazoa; Platyhelminthes; Trematoda; Strigeidida; Schistosomatidae.
AAUCAACCUACUCAACACUAUAUAACAGUGUCACAUAUAAAUGAAGCACAAUGGAAGAUUCAGAGAAGCGUUUGAGGCAAAAAUAUUAGUGAGGAAAGGCCACGCACUAUCACCGAUGAUAUUCCUGAGCGUGGUGGACUGGACCAUGCAACAGACCGUGGGGAACAAGAAGAUAGGAACACGUUGGACCGACGAGAAGAAAAUUGUUGGUCUGGACUUUUCAGAUGAUUCAUGUUUAAUGUCCUACAAACUCGAAGGUCUAUAUGAGAAAACCAACAAAUUGGCAGAAGUAGCGAAGACGGGACUUCAAGUGAACAAAGGAGGAAGAGAGGUGGUGAAGACAACCAACCUACAACCAUAAUCACUAUCAACGGAAAGAUUUUCAAUGAGGUAGGUUCUCCCACUUAUUU